Molecule: messenger RNA, 4852 nt
Organism: Microplitis mediator
Lineage: Eukaryota; Metazoa; Arthropoda; Insecta; Hymenoptera; Braconidae
Product: transmembrane protein 94
Exons: 25
Coding region: 214-4566 (1450 amino acids)
Molecular function (GO): nucleotide binding
Source: RefSeq, a predicted model, not a curated record
AUGAUUUUCUCCAGUUACAUUGUAAUCUAUUGUAAUGGAAAUCAAGAAAACAUGAUAUAUAUAAUUUUGAGAAGUGACGUAAAAAUGUAAUUACAAUAACUAACAGAAAUUUAAUUUUUGGAAACGUUUAUUGUAACAAUGAUUACUAUAUCUUUUAAAUGAUUAUUAAUUUGAUAUUAUAUUAUAACAAAUAUAAUAUUAAUAUCUGUAGAAAUGCUAGGAGAUAAUUCUGGAGGGGAUGCUUCAAAUAUUGUUUCAAGAGAUGCGCAAAAUUCAGAUCAUCAGUGUAAAAUGGAAAAUAAAUUAGGACUAACAAAUAAAGAGGCUUUGAAUAUUCUUCAUGAUGAAAUAGAACGUGUUUUAAUUGAAUAUCAAGAUGAUUAUUAUAAAAAUAAAAAAUAUCGAGAUUGGCUAAAAGAUACACUACACCAUAAAAGUCAAUACACUACACUUUGUUGGACAUCAGCUGUUGCAUUGUUUAUUAAUGCUAUUACUUUAAUAAUUGCCUAUUUUAAUACCCAUGAACUAAGGAGUUAUUCAUCACUGCCAUAUGAAGGAUUAAUUGUUUGUUGUCUUGUUGUACUAAAUUUUAUUUUAGUGAUUUCUGACAAUAUUUUACGUCAUAAUGAAAUACCUCACAGAAUUAAAAUUCUUUUAACAAAAAUAAAUGCUGCACAAUCAUUAUGCAAAUGGAAACCUGAAAAUUUUCCACAUCUUUGUACUCCAUUGUCACCUUGCGUAACUCUACAAUGGACUUAUCGGGAUAAUGCAAUCGUCAAUUUACCAUGGGCUUUAUUGGUUACUGGUGAUGUUAUUGUAAUUAAACCUGGUCAACAAGUACCUGGAUAUUGUAUUCCGUACAAUGAUCCAAAUGGACCAGCUUUGCAUGCCAAAGAAAUCUACAGUCCUAAUGUUAAUCACAAUACAAAUGAUAUAUUUACAUCACCACAACCAAGAAUUCCACUAAAAAAUCAAAUCUACAUAUUAAAGGAAACUCCUUAUUUGAUAAAUUUACGAAUGGCUUUAGAUCAGGCCCUUGAUCGACCGGUUACGUAUCAUAAUCGUAAACGUCAUCUUCUUAUGAUUUGUUGCAUUGAACAAUUGGUUUAUCCUAUUCUUUUAAUAAUUGUCUUACUAAUAAAUUUAUUACGACAUUUAUAUUUUCACAAGUAUGCUGGUACUGGCCAUUGGACUGAGUUAUAUUUAUUGCAACCAGUUGCAGUUACACUUCCGUUAUUGCCAAUUAUUUUUCCUGUAUUUUGGAUUUUUUUAAAUUGCUUUGGAAUGGCAAGAUUUAAAGCUUUAUUUCAACUUUAUCAAUCAUCAAGUAAAAUUUCGUUAGUUGAUCCAUUUGACGAUACAGACAUAGCAGGACCUAAUAAUCCUGAGGUUGUUUAUAAUUGGUCAGAAUUGGCCGAGUAUUUUUUUGCAAUAGUUUUUGGUAGAGAAUUUAUGAUGUCACGUUCAGCAAGUAUUCUUCACGUACUCGGGUCAGUUACGGCAUUAUGUUGCAUUGAUAAAAAAGGAAUAUUAUCUUGGGCCAAUCCGACCGCUGAAAAAGUUUUUUUUUUACGUAAUGCCAAUGCUGUUUCUCGUACAUCUAGUUCUAUUAGUCUUGACAAACCUUCAGAAUCACCUCGAACAGCAACAACAACAGAACCACCACCUGUAAUUGAGCAGCAACAACAAGAACAACAACAACAACAACAACAACAACAACAACAAAGUCAACGAACUUCUUACAAUCACCAUGUAGCUGAAGUUCUUGAUUUAACUCAUGACCAUGCGUUACCAUUUCGUCUUCAAUUUGAUGAUCCCUCAUGGAGGCAUCAUUUGAAUUCCUUGAAGCCUCUGGGUCUGGCAAUACUUUUAAAUACCUGUAAUAUGGAAACUCAAGAACAUUAUACUCAAUUCUGUUGUCACAUUACCUGUGAAGCUCUUUAUAAUGAAAAUUUAGUACCAGUUAUUAACAGAAGCUACAACAGCAACAACGAUAAAAUUGAUUCACACGAGAAAGAUACAAUAAUGCAAAGUUCGAGGCGAACGAAUUUAAUCGUCGAGGAAUCUGAAAACAUUGGAAAGACGGGAUGUUUAUGUGAGCUUGCCAAACAAAUUGGAUUUCAAGAACAAGCUCAGGAAAUUUUUCAAUUAGAACAACAGCUUUCAACUUUUCGACAUGUUCAGCCAGAAAUGGUUAGACGUGAUAUUAAAUUUGCUAGAUCAUUAAGUAUCGCAACAAAACUUAAAUUUCCUUUUCCCCAUAUGGUAGCAGUUGUUAUGAAAGAACGUACAGGUGGUAGUUUACAACUAUUAACCCAAGGUACUGCUGAUAUUAUAUUGGAUUCGUGUAUUGAAUUUUGGGAUGGUCAUGAUCUUUGUCCAUUAACUGCAUCUGACAGAAAAAAAAUCCAAGAUUUUUAUCAGCGAACAAGUUUAACAUCGUACUGUACUGCGUUUGCAUACAGACCACUGAUUCACAACGUCAACAAUAAAUUAUCAAAUAUAUAUUUAGAACUUCCAUCUGAUAGUAAACAUUUAUACGCUCCUCACAGAAGUCCAACACCGUUACCAUGGGAUUUUCGAAAUGUUUUAGAUCCACGUGUUAAAGGAUUGUUAGGACAAUUUCAUUCUACAGAUUCAUUACUUUGUACAGAAAAUAAAGAUGAAGAAAUUAAUGAUAUUGAUAGUUGUUUUGAAAUGCAAUGUAAUCAAAUAUUUAUUGGAAUGGUAACAAUGCAGUAUCAAGCUCAAGCGGACAUGGUCCAAUUGAUUGAACAAUUAGAAAGGGCGUGUAUAAGAUUUGUUCACUUCAGCAAGGAAAAUGAAUUACGUUCGCGUGUAUUCUCAGAGAAGAUGGGUCUUGAGAGUGGAUGGAAUUGCCAUAUUUCAUUACUCAGCGAAAGAGCUAGGUCAGAGAGCCCAGUAGGAUGUUGGGUGAGCCAAGCAGCUGCUAUGUCCUCACCAACGUCUUCUGACAAAUUUAAUCAGUAUAAUACUGAUUCCUGCAUGAUGAACGAGGAGACCAGCGUAUUGCUUAAUCGUGUAUGUCCUCGUUCUAAUUUGGAUGUAAGUCGGGCAAUUAGUAUGUCUGCACCAAGUGCAAUAAAUACAGAUUAUACUACUGUCAAAUUCGAGGAAGAAACUACAGAAUGGAACCCAGAGCCUGUUUUACAUACAAAAAGUGCAAUGAGUCACAGGGAACAUGAUAUAAUUAGAAGUGAGGACAGUGUACUGGUUCAAAGUGUUGAUUUAGGAUCUGGGCAUGAAGCUUGGAGAUCACUAAGCUGUCUUACUGAUAGUACUGAACAGAGUGCUCCAGUUAAUUUUGAUUUAUCUAAUAGAGCAAAAUUACCAAGAGGAAUAGAUAAAAUUCGUCCGCAUAUUGAAAUGGUUGACAAUGUACCUUUAUUAGUAUCGUUAUUCACUGAUUGUAAUACAACUGUAACUCGGGAAAUGUUACAUAUUAUGCAAGAUUAUGGUGAAGUUGUUUGUGUACUUGGUUCAUCAGCUAAUGCUGAAAAUAUGCCAAUAUUUAUGCAAGCAGAUGCUGGAGUUGCAGUUGAACCUUUGUAUCCACAAGUUUGUCAAAAAGUUCCUGUAAUGAUGAAUACUCAUGAUUAUCAAGGUCCAUCACCAGUAGAUUUAAGUCGUGCUCUUAACUCAAUAGCUUGUUCUCUAAGUCUAAAACGCGAAGAUCCAAUAGCUUUAUUUCAUCUUGUAAUGGAGGCCAGAGAUUACAUGAGGUGCUUAUGGAAUUGUGUUCAAUUUUGGCUUUGUUGUGUUGUGACACUUUCUUUUGCCCAAGCGUUAUCAGUAUUUUUAUUACUACCACCUUUACUUUCAAUAAGUCAAGUAAUGUGGUUAAUUUGUUUAAUUAUUCCACUUUUAUCUAUGUCAAUAAUGGCCACACCAACAGAUCCUACAAUUAUGCAAAGGGCUACAGGAAAAAAUCAGUGUGUCAUUAAUGGCGAGGUAGCUUUUUUUGUUAUUUGGUGCUAUGGUAGUAAAUUUUUGCCAACAAUAAUAACACUUGUAUUGUCACAAAUGGUUUUUUACCUAUUUUUAUGUCCAUUUUAUACAAUAAAAACAACAGCAACACCAACAAUUAAUAGAGAAUGUUUUUAUAUUUAUCCUGAAGUUAAUAAUAGUGAUGUUAGUUGGGGUGGAUGGAAUUCUCAGCCAAAUAUUAUAUUUAUGAUGCAGCAUUUUUCGUUAACGUUAAUAGUUUUACAUUUUGUAACAAUUUCAUCAGGUUUUGUCCAUAGAGAAUAUUUAAUUUUUCGAAGAUUGCCAUUUAAUAAUUUAUUUUGGUUUUGUAAUAUAGUUAUUGUUUUAGGAUUACAAGCUCUAUUUUCUGGUAACACAUUGUAUAAUUUAUUGAAAGAAGAACAACAAAAAAAUUCAAAAUUUCCAAUUCAAUUGCCAUUAUAUUUUUUAAUAUCUAUUCCGAUAGUUUUUAUAAUAAAUGAGCUUGUAAAAUGGCAAGAAAUUAAAGCAAAUGUGCGAUAUCAAAAGAGGGCACGAUUAGAAUUUGGUACAAAACUCGGAAUGAAUUCACCUUUUUAAUUUUAAAAAACAUAAUAAAUGUAAAUACAUUAUUCAAUACCAUGUUUACAGUUUAAUGCCAAAUACAAAACCCUGCGUAUAUUAAUAUUAAUAAUAAUAAUAAUAAUAAUAUUAUCAUUUUUACAUGAUCAGUAAGUAUUGUACAUUUAAAAAUAUAUUGUACACAAUUAUUAAAAUGAGAGAAAAUUCUGUCAAUAAUUAAUAUAAAAUGUUAAAAUACUCAAUACGAAAGAGUAAAUUUAAAAUUUAUAAUACAAAUUUAGUCAUCGGAUAAAAUAAUAAAAUU